Blastomyces dermatitidis ER-3 is the source of this 192-nucleotide messenger RNA. RefSeq lists its product as uncharacterized. The annotation marks the transcript as partial. Lineage: Eukaryota; Fungi; Ascomycota; Eurotiomycetes; Onygenales; Ajellomycetaceae. The transcript has a single exon. The record is from RefSeq and is a predicted model, not a curated record.
AUGGCUAUCUUCAUGUACAAUACCACCUCCCCUGAACCUGUCAAUGAUUCUCUCUCAUCUCAGCUGCACACAGUGCAUCUUCUGAAAGCAUGCACUUCUGAUCCUCAGUCAGGUGAAGAGUCUCAGCACCUUCUUUCAAUGCUCAUACCUGUGCCCCUCUUCCCUGUGUCUGAUGAUCUCUCUAAGAAUGCA